AUGUUACACGUUACCGAUCAUCAAACUGCGGGGCCACAGGGUCGAUCCGCCGCCUUGCUCCUUUACGGCCGGGUAAAGCUGGCUGGGUGCACGGGGCACGGGGCAAAGGUCAACUCGGGAAUGGACAGGCUGCUGCCGCACGGCACGGCACAGCGCCGCACAGCGCCACACGGCGCGACACAGCAGGGGCCAAGCUCCAACCAGACGGCGCGUCGAUAUCCUGAGGUAGCGACCAACUCGAUUCUCAUCUAG
Molecule: messenger RNA, 252 nt
Organism: Ustilaginoidea virens
Lineage: Eukaryota; Fungi; Ascomycota; Sordariomycetes; Hypocreales; Clavicipitaceae
Exons: 2
Coding region: 1-252 (83 amino acids)
Source: RefSeq, a predicted model, not a curated record